GCUAAGGGAAAGCACGGAAGUAAUCUAUCCUAGAAUAGGUUCUGUCGUGUCGUUAAAUCACAGGCGUUGUCUUUACUUUACUCAUUUUUUGUUAUCUCAGCAGCGAUUUGCUUCCUGCUCCCCUCAAAUGUAAAUGUCCCGACUGCAAUUCACGCGUCGCUUGCUCUGAACUGCAGUAAGUAAAAAAAUGCCAAACACCCGGGGGAAAAUACUGCUGAGAUUGGUGGUCACGUGUCUGGUCCUUGGGGUCGCCGUCAAAGUCCUCUCCCCGCACCGGUCGGCAGAAACCGUGCCGUCCGGCCAAAAGCAGCCGCUGACCGGCGGUGACUUUUGGAGCAAGAGCUCCGGAAAGAAGGAGGAGCUUCUGAAGCCAGAGGAGGCUCCACCCAAGGAAGUGGACGCACCCCAGGAAGUCCCGCCCAAAGAGGAGGAUGCUGGCGCGCAGGCCCCGAAUGCCGAGCCGCCCCGGGAACCCAGUGGCCCUCUACGCAUCGUGCACCUGGACCUGAAGGGCGCCGCCCCCAAAAUCAAAUAUCUGGAACAGAUUUUCCCGUUGUUCUCCUCACUGGGCGCCACUGGGGUCCUGAUGGAAUACGAGGACAUGUUCCCCUACCAGGGCGACCUCAAGAUUCUCCAGUCACCCCACGCGUACAGCUUGGAAGACAUCAAACAAAUAAGGAACCUGGCCAAGCUCAGCAAUCUGGAGGUGAUCCCUCUGGUUCAGGUGUUUGGGCAUUUAGAGUUUGUUUUGAAGCACGAGCAGUUCACCUCACUGAGGGAGAUCGCGGAGUUUCCCAACAGCCUGAACCCGCAUGCUCCAGGAUCCCAGGCGCUAGUCAAGGACAUGGUGACUCAGGUCUUGGAGCAGCACCCAGACUCCAGCUGGUUCCACAUGGGAGCUGACGAGGUGUUUGGCCUCGGCGAGAGCCAGGAUUCUAAGAACUGGCUACACACCAACAAUGGGGACAAGGGGAGGAUGUAUCUGAACCAUGUGACCACAGUGGCGCGCUUCAUCAAAGAGAAGAGGCCCGCCGUCGGGCUGCUGAUGUGGGAUGAUAUGAUGAGGCAGAUUGGCGUUGACGUCCUCAAAGAGUCCGGAUUGCAAAAUCUUGCCUCUCCCAUGAUCUGGUUCUACAGUCCAGAGUUGAACUUGAAGGCAAUUGAUAAUCUCAUCUCCAAGUACCAGGAGGUGGGAUUCAAGGGCGUUUGGUUCGCAAGUGCCUUCAAGGGGGCAUCGGAUAUCGCCCAGAUAUGGACGCCACUGGGGCACCACCUGAACAACCACCUGUCCUGGCUAAAGGUCAUCUCCUCAAUGUCCAAGUACCCCUCCAUCUCCUUCAGGGGCAUCGUGCUGACUGGAUGGCAGAGGUAUGAACACUUCACAGUGCUGUGUGAAAUCCUGCCUGUGGCUAUCCCCUCCCUGGCUGUGUGCCUGCAGACUCUGGUGCACGGUGAAUUUGCAGACAAGGCACAGCUGGAAACGCAGCACAUCCUGGGAUGUAAGAUUGCGAUUGACAAAGGCAUCUGUGAGGGGAGCGGCGCGUUCUCAGGCUCGCAGGUGUACAACAUGGUGCUGCACAUCAGCAGGAACUUGCAGAAACAGACUGACGAUCUGAUGAAGGACUACAACGUGAGAGGGUCGUUCACCCACUACCACCGAAAAUACAACUUUGCGAACCCGCGGAAUCUAGGAUUCUUCAUGGAGAAGCUGAAAAAGCUGCUGGAUGAGUGGGAGACCUACAUGGAGAAUUUCCGCACCCAGAUGGAGGCCAUCUUCUUCCCUGACACCGUGGAGGAGUGGAUGGAUGAGAACGUCAACCGCAACAUGGACCGCCUCCGCAAGAUGGUGGGCGAUGCCGAGCGCAUCGGGAAGCUCAAGGGCGGGCCUAAAUCACACUGACGCUCCCCGCCCCCUCCUCCACCUUGGGGGUGGUACGGGGUGGGGGUAGGGAGCUGAGCGGCAUUUGGAAAAGAGACAUAGUGCUCCCUGACCCUGGACUUCCUGGGAACUCUGGUCCCGUUAAUUUGCCAGUGCGCUUGCAUUCUUAGCGGACAGCUGAACUGACAUGGUUCUGUCAAUCCAGGGAUGUCCUAUCCCUUGUUCCCAUGCAUGCUGUUUGCAUUUCGACCCGAAAUGCAUUUCCCCCAGAUGCAGCACAUUGCUCUUUGACCUUGAGAAUGUAUUUGCCAUUUGCGAUGAUCUGCUCUCUAAUUUAAGUACGCUUGUGUAGCACAUAACAUUCUCACAUUGGCUAAUCCAUCCCAUCACUAAUCGCUGAUUCCCUCUUAUGGUAAUAGGGUUAUAUUUACAUGCUACAGUAGACUGAUCAGAUAUACGCAGAAGGACUCACAUUGCAUUUCUAAAGGUUCACGGCCCAAACGCAGUACUGGUUCUUAAAACUAAACAUAUGGUGUUAAUAAGUCAAAGCAUUCUGUUUACUGCCAUUUUUAGGGUCCAGUCAUAUUUCUUUGUGGGAGCAGUUCUUUCUACAGCAAGAUUUCAUUCCCUACCACUGCUUGCCUUAGAUACCUCACCGUAAAAUGUACAAUGCACAUAGGUUUUUCCAGCAUGUGCUGGAAGGAAAAAAAACAAGACCCCUUCUCAGAAAUCUUACUCUGCUUUUCUUCUGUUAAAGACUAUGGAAUGGCCUAGUAUGCAUACAGGCUACGGAAUCCCAGAAUCCAGGGUGCCAGUCUGCUGGCAGACAUUACCCUUUGGCAAUGGCGGAGGACAGGCCAAGACAGAGCACUUGCUCGCCUCAAAGUGUGUUCUCUCAGACGGCUAAUAUUAGCAGACAUUGGUAUCCAGCACGACAGGAUUCUGGCGUGAGAACUUGAACUACUACACCAGUCAGACAAUCCCACUGACCUCAUUCUCAAAAUUCAAAAAGGACACGCAGCAUUGCCAGCUCAUCAGAGCACAAAGUCGCUUUUUUG
Molecule: messenger RNA, 2937 nt
Organism: Megalops cyprinoides (Indo-Pacific tarpon)
Lineage: Eukaryota; Metazoa; Chordata; Actinopteri; Elopiformes; Megalopidae
Product: beta-N-acetylhexosaminidase
Exons: 14
Coding region: 188-1900 (570 amino acids)
Biological process (GO): carbohydrate metabolic process
Molecular function (GO): hexosaminidase activity
Source: RefSeq, a predicted model, not a curated record